Messenger RNA from Juglans microcarpa x Juglans regia, 1080 nucleotides. RefSeq names its product transmembrane protein 147-like. The transcript has 7 exons. Bases 184 to 870 code for a protein of 228 amino acids. The record is from RefSeq and is a predicted model, not a curated record. NCBI's taxonomy places the organism in Eukaryota, Viridiplantae, Streptophyta, Magnoliopsida, Fagales, Juglandaceae.
UCAGUACUAAGGUUCAUUUCAUUCAAACUAAUCUGUCCUGCUCUGCUCCGCUCCGCUCCAUGCUUCCAUCUCUCUGUGCUCCAGACCUCUUGUUUGGAUUUAUUUGUUCCUCCUCGUUGAUCUCGCUGGGCUUCUAAGAAAGAGGGAGAGAGAGGGAGAAAGAUAGAGAAGAGAGAAGAGAGGAUGACGUUGUUCCAUUUCUUCAAUUGCGCAAUUCUCACAUUCGGCCCCCACGCUGUGUACUACUCCGCGACGCCCUUAUCCGAGUAUGAUACACUAGGUACCUCUGUUAAAGCAGCUCUUGUCUAUCUCGGAACAGCUUUAGUAAAGCUUGUUUGCCUGGCGACCUUCCUAAAGGUAUCAGAGAAUGAUAGCUUUGAUCCAUAUCAGGAACUGCUGAAAGCUCUAAUUGGUUUUAUAGAUGUUGCUGGGCUUUACUUUGCCUUGACUCAGUUGACUCACAGAAACAUUUCUCAGAAUCAUAAAUUCCAAGCUGUUGGACUUGGUUGGGCUUUUGCUGAUUCUGUUCUUCAUAGAUUGGCACCUCUUUGGGUGGGCGCUAGAGGACUAGAAUUCACAUGGGACUACAUUUUGCAAGGCAUUGAAGCAAAUGCGAAUCUGGUAUUGAGUAUAUCCCUAGCUGCAUUGGGUUCUUUGAUGUGGCUCCGGAAAAACAAACCCAGGACUCUGAUUCCAAUAAUAUAUGCAUGUGCAGGAAUUGUGGCAACAAUGCCAUCUAUCACAAGCUAUCUGAGGAGAAGUUUAGGCUGGCACAUUCCAGAGGUGGUAGGCUUUGAACUGUUCACCUCACUAGUGAUGGCUUUUAUUAGUUGGCAGCUCUUUGCUGCAUGCCAGAGACCCUCUUCCUAAGGUUGCCUUCAUUACUCCGGUACCGUAGACUGACUAUACGACAAGCAAAGCCCUAAAAAAGACAGCUUAAAUUUUCUUGACGCGCUUUGCUUUAUUAUUUUAAUUUCACAUCAUCUUGAAUGUGGCCUCUAGGAAUUUGUACGAUCGAUUGUUCUCUUUAGACUCUUUUAAUCUGUUCGGAUAGAGUAUAACAAGAUUUUGAAUGGAAAA